Rhododendron vialii is the source of this 904-nucleotide messenger RNA. RefSeq names its product xanthotoxin 5-hydroxylase CYP82C2-like. The transcript has a single exon. Gene Ontology annotation, molecular function: oxidoreductase activity, acting on paired donors, with incorporation or reduction of molecular oxygen; heme binding; monooxygenase activity. The record is from RefSeq and is a predicted model, not a curated record. Bases 203 to 889 code for a protein of 228 amino acids. Lineage: Eukaryota; Viridiplantae; Streptophyta; Magnoliopsida; Ericales; Ericaceae. Gene Ontology annotation, biological process: defense response to other organism.
GAUGGGUCGCAUCGGGGUUUGGAGUUUAGGUCUCUACCAAAUGGUGCGUUACAGUACAGUUCCAUUUGGGAUUGGGCCAAGUCCUCUGCCAGCCUUCUUGUCCCCCUGCCGACCACAAUCCUGCCAGCCUUAUUGAAGUGAGCAAAUAUAGUCUAGUUCUUAGUCUUUAUAUCUCCCUCUCCCUCUCUCCCUUGUUUCCAAAAUGGAUCGUCAACUUCUUCUUGAAGCAACAGGAACGCUUCUAGCCUUCCUUGUACUCUAUUGCCUGUGGAAGUCGAAAGCCAGUAAGGGUAUUAAUGCGCCGGAGCCAAAAGGUGCGUGGCCAAUUAUUGGCCACCUCCAUCUUCUAGGUGGAAAAACUCCGGUUUUCCGGACUCUCGCAGCCAUGGCCGUCAAACAUGGGCCCAUUUUCACAAUCCAAAUUGGUAUGCGGCGGGCCCUAGUGGUGAGCGGCAAGGAAACUAUCAUGGAAUGCUUCACCACCAAUGACUGUGCUUUUGUUUCUCGCCCAAAGUCUGCCGCCGUGAAAUACAUGGGGUAUGAUGGUGCCAUGUCAGCGCUCGGUCCUCAUGGUCCCUACUGGCGCGAGCUUCGUAAGGUGAUGACUCUUGAGUUCUUAUCGAACCGUCACCUGGAGCUUAUGAAGCACAUGCGGGCCUCGGAGGUGGGCUUGUGUAUCAAUGACUUGUACUCACUGUGCGUCAAACAAUUGAAUGGUAUUUCUGAAGGAGGAGAUAACUGUCAUAAACCUGGUGCUACAGAGGUAGACAUGACUCAUUGGUUUCAGAUAGUAACUAUGAACCUAAUGCUCCGGGCAAUUGCAGGCAAGGACAUAACUAUGUUACAAGACCCGCAGUUUUUUUUCAAUUUAUUUUGGAACUUCUGUUGAUAGCAUGCUAUUUUU